GUAAUUUACUCCAACUAGUCGGUCUACUAAUCAUUUUUCAAAAAAAAAUAAAAAUGAAAAAAAAUACAUAAACUGGGAAUGGACCAACUGUCCAAAUCUCUCUUGUUAGCUUAGCCCUCCCUCCCCCAACAUCAUCUCACCAUUUUCCUUCUUCUCUCUGCCUCUCUUUCUCUCUCUCUAUAUAAAUGCACACCUAUUCAUUGUUGAUUGAUCAAAUAAACCAGAGUAUAUAUACAUAUAUAUAGAUAGAUAUAUACAGAGAGAGAAACAAAACGGGAACAAUGAAGCAACAAAACAAGCACCAGCAGCCGCAGAGCUUAUCAUCAUCUGAAGCAGUCUCAUCCUCGUCGUUAUCAUCAUCAGAUCAAUCGCAGCCGUCCCUACAUGUGACAUCGUCGACGGCGAGAACGCAAUCUGGAAAGCCGGUGUUGUCGAUACCGGCGGCGGAGGAUCCGGCGGUGUCCCGAGACGGCGCGGGUGGACAGGAAUCGGUGACGGUGGAGCGGCGCGGCGAGUUUGGGGCGGUUUGUAAAUGGAGUGUCUUCAAUUUCCCCAAGGUGAAAGCUAGGGCACUGUGGAGCAAGUACUUCGAGGUCGGUGGUUACGAUUGCCGACUCUUGCUGUAUCCAAAGGGUGACUCCCAAGCGUUGCCUGGUUACGUCUCAAUCUACCUCCAAAUCAUGGACCCUCGAGGUACCUCCUCGUCUAAAUGGGACUGCUUCUCCAGCUACCGCCUCGCAGUCGUGAAUUCCUUCGACGAUUCCAAGUCGAUUCAUCGGGAUUCGUGGCACCGAUUCUCGAGCAAGAAGAAGUCUCACGGCUGGUGUGAUUUCACGCCCUCCGGUUCGAUUCUCGACCCUAAGUCUGGAUUUUUGUUCAAUAAUGAUUCGUUACUUAUUACUGCUGAUAUACUGGUUUUGAAUGAAUCUGUUAGUUUUACACGGGAUAAUAAUGAAUUACAAUCGAAUUCUAUUUCAUCAUCGGUUGUGACCGGGCCUGUUGGUGAUGUUUUGAGUGGCAAAUUUACUUGGAAAGUGCAUAAUUUUAGCUUAUUUAGGGAUAUGAUAAAGACCCAGAAGAUAAUGAGCCCGAUGUUUCCAGCUGGGGAGUGUAAUCUACGAAUUAGUGUUUAUCAGAGUUCAGUUAAUGGGGUUGACUAUUUGUCAAUGUGUUUAGAGAGUAAAGAUACUGAGAAGACAUUGGUAAUGGAUCGAAGUUGUUGGUGUUUGUUUCGAAUGUCGGUGUUGAAUCAAAAGGGAUUUAAUCACAUGCACCGGGACUCGUAUGGGCGGUUUGCAGCGGAUAACAAAAGCGGGGACAAUACUAGUUUAGGUUGGAAUGAUUAUAUGAAGAUGUUGGAUUUUAUUGGGUCUGAGUCGGGAUUUUUGGUGGAUGAUACAGCUGUGUUUAGUACGUCCUUUCAUGUUAUUAAAGAACUCAGUAGCUUUUCCAAGAAUGGGGGUUUGAUUGGAGGAAGGAGUGGGAAUAGUGGAAGAAAGUCUGAUGGGCAUGUGGGGAAAUUCACCUGGAGAAUUGAGAAUUUCACAAGGUUGAAGGAUAUUUUGAAGAAGAGGAAGAUUACAGGGCUUUGCAUCAAGAGUAGGAGGUUUCAAAUUGGCAGUCGGGAUUGUCGCCUUAUUGUCUACCCGCGAGGGCAGUCUCAGCCACCAUGCCAUCUGUCAGUUUUUCUUGAAGUUACAGAUUCACGAAAUACUUCAAGUGAUUGGAGUUGUUUUGUGAGUCAUCGGUUGUCAGUUCUGAACCAGAGGGUGGAGGACAAAUCUGUUAUGAAGGAAUCUCAGAACCGCUACUCCAAAGUGGCCAAAGACUGGGGCUGGCGAGAAUUUGUGACACUGACCAGUCUAUUUGAUCAAGAUUCUGGAUUUCUUCUACAGGAUACUGUUAUAUUUUCUGCAGAAGUUCUUAUUUUGAAAGAGACAUCCAUAAUGCAGGAUUUUACUGAUCAGGACACUGAAUCGAGCAGUGCUGGUUCUCAGAUAGACGGAGUUGGGAAAAGGAGUUCAUUUACAUGGAAGGUGGAGAACUUCCUGUCCUUCAAGGAAAUAAUGGAAACCCGAAAGAUCUUUAGCAAAUUCUUUCAAGCUGGUGGAUGCGAACUUCGGAUUGGUGUGUAUGAGUCCUUUGACACCAUAUGCAUAUAUUUAGAGAGUGAUCAAUCAGCUGGCAGUGAUCCUGAUAAAAACUUUUGGGUCAGAUACAGGAUGGCUGUGGCGAAUCAGAAAAAUCCUGCCAAGACUGUGUGGAAGGAGUCUUCUAUAUGUACAAAGACAUGGAAUAAUUCUGUUCUUCAAUUCAUGAAGGUUUCUGAUAUGCUGGAGGCAGAUAUGGGAUUUCUUGUUCGCGAUACGGUUGUCUUUGUUUGUGAAAUCUUGGACUGCUGCCCUUGGUUUGAGUUUUCAGACCUAGAGGUUUUGGCUUCUGAAGAUGACCAAGAUGCUCUGACAACCGAUCCUGAUGAACUCAUAGAUUCCGAGGAAAGUGAAGGGAUAAGUGGGGAUGAAGAAGACAUCUUUAGAAACCUUCUUUCUAGAGCAGGCUUUCACCUUACGUAUGGAGAUAAUCCUUCACAGCCACAGGUCACUUUGAGAGAGAAGCUUCUCAUGGAUGCUGGUGCAAUAGCUGGUUUUCUAACUGGACUUCGUGUUUAUCUUGAUGACCCUGCUAAAGUGAAGCGCUUGCUUCUUCCAGCCAAGAUUUCUGGCAGUAAUGAUGGGAAGAAGGUUACAAAGACUGAUGGAACUCCCCCCAGUCUGAUGAAUUUGUUGAUGGAAGUUAAAGUUUUUCAUCCGGCAAUCAUUGAUAUACUUUUAGACAAAAUGGUUGACUGUUGCCAACCUUCAGAAGGAAGUUCUAAAGAUGAUUCAUCUGAUACAAAUUCCAAAUCAUCUCCAGAUGGCAGUGGAGCAACCAGUCCAUUGGAAUCUGAUCAUGGAAAUGGAGCAACAGAACCUUCACAGCUCCUUGUACAUAAUAGAUUGGAUUUUGGGAUAGAUGACAGCACCAAUGCAUCUGCUGUACAAAGUUCAGACACGAAUGGGAUUGAUACACCGGAAAAAGCAGUUCCUGGAGAGUCUAUUUGUACACCGGCGACUUCUGCUGCUAGUUCAUUUGAAAAUGCUACUCUUCGCUCCAAGACUAAAUGGCCAGAUCAGUCUGAGGAACUCCUGGGAUUGAUUGUGAACUCACUGAGAACACUUGAUGGAGCUGUUCCACAAGGUCGUCCUGAGCCAAGGCGAAGACCCCAGUCUGCACAAAAGAUUGCUCUUGUAUUGGAUAAAGCUCCUAAGCAUCUGCAACCAGACCUAGUUGCUCUGGUGCCCAAAUUGGUUGAGCAUUCAGAGCAUUCUCUUGCUGCUUGUGCACUUCUAGAUCGCCUUCGAAAGCCUGAUGCAGAACCUGCAUUACGAGUACCUGUUUUUGGUGCUCUUAGCCAAUUGGAAUGUAGCAGUGAAGUGUGGGAACGUGCUUUAUUUCAAUCUUUUGAACUUUUGGCAGAUUCGAAUGAUGAACCUCUUGCAGCUACUGUGGAUUUUAUAUUUAAAGCUGCAUUGCAGUGCCAACAUCUUCCAGAAGCUGUUAGAUCUGUCCGUGUCAGGCUGAAAAAACUGGGCACAGAUGUGUCUCCCUGUGUGCUUGACUACUUAAGCAGAAUGGUAAAUAGUUGUGCAGAUAUUGCUGAAUCUAUUUUGACAGAUAUUGAUUGCGACAAUGAUUUUGAUGAAAAUUGCUCAGUAAUGCCUUGUGGACUCUUCCUAUUUGGUGAAAGUGGGCCUACUUCUGAAAGAUUGCAUGCUGCGGAUGGGCAGGCUUUCCGUGCUAGUCAUCAUUUUUCUGAUAUUUAUCUCCUGAUUGAGAUGUUGUCUAUCCCUUGCCUUGCUGUUCAAGCCUCCCAAACUUUUGAGAGAGCUAUAGCUCAUGGGGCAAUCAUGGCUCAAUCAGUAGCCAUGGUAUUGGAAAGACGCCUUGCACGAAGAAUUAGUUUUGCUUCACAAUUUGUUGCUGAAAAUUUUCAGCAUGCAGAUGUGGUAGUAGAGGGAGAAACCAUUGAACAGCUGAGAGUCCAACAAGAUGAUUUUACUUCCAUUCUUGGUCUUGCUGAGACAUUGACCCUCUCUAGAGACCCCCGUGUGAGAGGAUUUGUGAAGCUACUUUACACUAUGUUGUUUAAAUGGUAUGCUGAUGAGUCUUAUCGAUUGAGAAUGCUGAAAAGACUUGUCGAUCGCACCACCAGCACAACGGAUAAUAGUCGAGAGGUAGAUUUAGAUUUGGAAAUUUUGGUAAUCUUGGUCUGUGAAGAACAAGAAAUUAUUAGACCAGUUUUGAUCAUGAUGCGGGAAAUUGCUGAACUUGCAAAUGUUGAUAGGGCAGCUCUUUGGCAUCAGUUAUGUGCUAGUGAAGAUGAAAUUCUUCGCAUUCGUGAAGAAAGCAAAGCUGAAAUUUCCAAUAUGGUUAAAGAAAAAUCUAAUAUAUCACAAAGGCUGAGCGAUUCUGAGGCUACUAACAGUCGUCUUAAGUCUGAAAUGAGGGCUGAGACGGAACGUUUUGCUCGGGAAAGGAAGGAGCUUUCUGAACAUAUGCAAGAAGUUGAGAAUCAACUUGAAUGGCUUCGCUUAGAACGUGAUGAUGAAAUUGCAAAGCUUGCUUCUGAGAAGAAAGUUCUUCAGGAUCGUCUGCAUGAUGCAGAGACACAAAUUUCCCAGUUGAAGUCCCGUAAACGUGAUGAGUUGAAGAGAGUGGUUAAGGAGAAAAAUGCUCUUGCCGAAAGAUUAAAGAGUGCUGAAACUGCACGCAAAAGAUUUGAUGAUGAACUGAAACGCUACGCCACAGAGAAUGUGACUCGAGAAGAAAUUCGGCAGUCACUUGAGGACGAAGUUCGAAGAUUGACACAAACAGUUGGCCAAACUGAAGGGGAAAAGCGUGAGAAGGAAGAACAGGUCGCCCGAUGUGAAGCUUAUAUUGAUGGGAUGGAAUCCAAAUUGCAAACCUGCCAGCAAUAUAUUCACUCCCUUGAGGCUUCACUUCAGGAAGAAAUGUCGCGACAUGCCCCUCUAUAUGGUGCAGGCUUGGAAGCUCUAUCGAUGAAUGAGUUGGAUACACUGUCCCGCAUCCACGAAGAAGGGCUCAGACAGAUUCAUGCCCUUCAACAGCGUAAAGGGAGUCCAGCCGGCAGUCCUCUUGUGAGCCCUCACUCCCUCCCACACUCUCAUGGGUUGUAUCCUGUUGCACCACCUCCAAUGGCCGUUGGAUUGCCCCCUUCUCUCAUCACAAAUGGUGUUGGGAUCCACAGCAACGGGCAUGCGAAUGGUGCAGUCGGACCUGGGAUCCACAACAACGGGCAUGUGAAUGGUGCAAUCGGACCCUGGUUCAACCAUACUUAAACCCCCAAGUCACAGGCCCCUUUAGGUCUCAAUAUAUCUUUGCAUCGUCUCUGUGCAUUUUAGACUGGUAGGACUGUUGGGUUCAUUGUGGGGAAAAGGAAUAAUACAUCAUCUCAAUGCACAUUGUGUUUGAGGAAGUGGAUCCAAUCAAAAGGUGAGUCCAAUAGAAAUAACAGUCGCAAAUGCCGCAAUUUAUGCAUUUUUUUUCACUUAGAUUUAUCAAAGGCAUUUAGAAAAGUUUUGUUUACUUAGCUUUAGCUUUUUAAUGGUCUUCAAUUGAUUAAUUAAUUAAUUAUUCUCUUGGUAUUC
This is a messenger RNA of Cornus florida, 5708 nucleotides long. RefSeq lists its product as uncharacterized. NCBI's taxonomy places the organism in Eukaryota, Viridiplantae, Streptophyta, Magnoliopsida, Cornales, Cornaceae. The record is from RefSeq and is a predicted model, not a curated record. Bases 282 to 5399 code for a protein of 1705 amino acids. The transcript has 10 exons. Gene Ontology annotation, molecular function: protein binding.